AGGCUCCUAGGUGAUAUGAUUCACCCCUGGGAAACUGUAACAACAGCUGCUAUGCAGAAAUACCCAAAUCCCAUGAAUCCUAGUGUGGUUGGAGUUGAUGUACUAGACAGACAUGUAGACCCCAGUGGAAAGCUGCAUAGCCAUAGACUGCUCAGUACAGAAUGGGGGAUUCCAUCUAUCGUAAAAUCACUCAUCGGUGCUUGCAGAACAAAGACAUAUGUUCAGGAACACUCUGUAGUUGACCCUGUGAAAAAAACAAUGGAACUUAAGUCAAGUAAUAUUUCAUUUACAAAUCUGGUGUCAGUAGAUGAAAGGCUUAUUUAUAAACCACAUCCUCAAGAGCCAGAAAAAACCAUUUUGACUCAAGAAGCAAUAAUCUCUGUAAAAGGUGUCAGUGUCAGCAGUUAUCUAGAAGGAUUAAUGGAAAAUACGAUCUCUUCCAAUGCAAAUAAAGGCCGAGAAGCAUUGGAAUGGGUAAUCGGUAAAUUGAAUGCUGAAAUUGAAGAGUUCACAGCUUCAGAGAGGAAGCAUGAGGACAUCUAUGGCAGCAGCAGCAUUUGUAGAGAAAUAAUAGAAAAGCAGAGUAGCUUUGUCAUUCUAAACAACUGCAGAAGAGACACAGUGAAGGAAUACUGGAGUUAGUAGCAUGCUGGAAAUCAUCUACAUCCGCUACUCCCAGAUCUGUGCCAAGGCUGUCAGGGCAGCGUUGAAGCCACAAUACAAAGCUGAGGCAGAGAGAGUUGCUGUGCGCCGCGGGAAA
Pelodiscus sinensis (Chinese soft-shelled turtle) is the source of this 760-nucleotide messenger RNA. The record is from RefSeq and is a predicted model, not a curated record. Lineage: Eukaryota; Metazoa; Chordata; Testudines; Trionychidae.